AUGAGGUUUCCUUUGCCCGAAAAGUUUAAAGUCCGACAUGUCGAUAAAUAUGAUGGGAGCGGAGAUCCGACCGAUCAUAUGAAAAGCUUCCAAGCUCACCUCGCCCUCCAUGACACUCCCGACGAGAUCGCAUGCCAAGCCUUCCUAUUAACAUUGAAGGGAGAUGCCAGAGAAUGGUUCGGGAAGUUUCUUCCCAAAUCUAUAAACAACUUCGAUUUCCUCGGACGCCAGUUCAUAACUCAGUUUCUGGCAAUCCAGAAGAGGAAGAAGUCCCCUGCCUACUUGUUAUCCCUUGUGAAAGGGAAGAAUGAGUCCUUGAAGGACUACAUGAUCAGGUUCAAUAGGGAGAAGCUGAGUGUCGAAAGCCAGAAGGAAGAAAUGAAGGAAACCAUCGGUGCCUUGAUGAAGCCCAAAGGGCAAAGUGGUCAAGGUGAAGCUAGCAGCAGCAAGGUAGCACCUCGUGGCUCCAGAAAGAUGAAAAAGGAGGAAAAGAGCCCGAAGACCUGCAAGAAGUUGGAGCCUUUCCACCAACGGAACCAAAGAUUGACUCCUCUGAAUACCAGUAACACCGAGGUGUUCAUGGAGAUCAAGGGGGAUCCCAACUUCAGAUGGCCAUCAAAGAUGAGAACUCCAUAA
Molecule: messenger RNA, 636 nt
Organism: Corylus avellana
Lineage: Eukaryota; Viridiplantae; Streptophyta; Magnoliopsida; Fagales; Betulaceae
Source: RefSeq, a predicted model, not a curated record